This is a messenger RNA of Chiloscyllium plagiosum (whitespotted bambooshark), 3552 nucleotides long. RefSeq names its product beta,beta-carotene 15,15'-dioxygenase-like. NCBI's taxonomy places the organism in Eukaryota, Metazoa, Chordata, Chondrichthyes, Orectolobiformes, Hemiscylliidae. The record is from RefSeq and is a predicted model, not a curated record. Gene Ontology annotation, molecular function: carotenoid dioxygenase activity; beta-carotene 15,15'-dioxygenase activity. Gene Ontology annotation, biological process: carotene catabolic process; retinal metabolic process.
GUUUCAACUGGUGUGGGACGGUUCUGAUCAGUCACUGCUGAGGCUCGUAAGUGACUGCACCAGAGAAACUGAUGAGGUCAGCAGGCCAGUGAGCGAAAGCGGAACCCCCUCUCGGUUUGGCAAGCUGAACAGAAAGGAACAGAGACAGACAGGCGGAGAAUAAGUUGGUCAAGUGCAGGCGUUGGACGGGCAUGGUCAGCUGCCUGUGCUGCUGUGACCAUGCAAUCACUGUUCAGAGGAAAUAAAAGGGAAUCUCCAGAGCCAGUCAAAGCAGAAAUUCAAGGCCAAAUCCCACAAUGGCUGCAGGGGACACUCAUUCGAAAUGGACCAGGCAUGCACAAAAUUGGCGAUACUGUCUACAACCAUUGGUUUGAUGGGUUGUCUUUGUUGCAUAGUUUCACUUUUGAAAAUGGUGAGGUGUUCUACAGAAGUAAGUAUCUUCGCAGCGACACUUACAAGUCUAACAUAGAAGCUAAUAGGAUUGUGGUGUCAGAAUUUGGCACAAUGGCUUACCCAGAUCCGUGCAAGAACAUUUUUUCCAAAGCAGUUUCCUAUCUCACACACGCUAUUCCUGAUUUCACUGAUAACUGUUUGAUCAAUAUAAUUAAAUAUGGUGAGGAUUUCUUUGCUUCAUCAGAGGUCAACUACAUCAGAAGGAUAGAUCCUAGAACUCUUGAAACAUUGGAGAAGGUUGACUACACAAAAUAUGUUUCUCUGAACUUGGCAACAUCGCAUCCACAUUAUGAUGGAGAUGGAAACACUUACAAUAUGGGCACCUCCAUCGCUGAGAAGGGCAAAACAAAAUACCUGUUUGUGAAGAUACCAAAUACAAAGCCAGAUGAGGAGAAGAAGAAGAAUACAUGCUUUAAAAAUUGUGAAGUAUUGUGUUCUAUUCCUUGUCGCUCGCUGUUCAGUCCAAGUUACUACCACAGUUUUGGUAUGACCCCAAACUACGUUGUCUUCAUUGAACAGCCAUUGAAACUGGAUAUUCUUAAAAUGGCGACAGCCUACUUCAAAGGAGUGAAUUGGGCCAGCUGUCUGGGCUGGUUCCCAGAUGACAAGACUUACAUUCAUAUCAUAGACAGAAAAACAAAGAAGCCUUUACCAGUAAAGUUCUACACAGAUGCACUCAUUGUUUACCAUCAUGUAAAUGCUUAUGAGGAAGACAAUCAUGUGGUCUUCGAUAUUAUUGCAUAUGAUGACAACAGUUUGUACGAAAUGUUCUAUUUAGAAAACAUGACUUCGCCAAAUCAUAAAUUUGAAAUAAAAGGCAAAACCUUCAGUCUACCAUCUUGCAGAAGGUUUAUAAUUCCUGUGGAUCAUGACAAGAAGACAGAGUUGAGCAGAAAUAUGUGCACACUUGGGAACACAACAGCAUAUGCACUGAAGGAAAAAGAUGGAUCCAUUUACUGCAAGCCUGAAGUAUUAUUUGAGGGAAUAGAACUACCUCGAAUAAAUUAUGAUUACAACGGCAGCAAGUACAGAUAUAUUUACGCAUCCAAGGUUGAGUGGCGACCAAUUCCAACAAAGAUAAUUAAAUGUGAUAUUCAGAGCAGAAGCUGCCUUGAGUGGAGAGAAGAACAUUGCUGGCCAGCAGAACCAGUGUUUGUCAAACUUCCUGACAGCAAAGAUGAGGACGACGGUGUUGUACUUUCUUCCAUCAUUUCUACUGAUGCCAAGAAAUCUUCAUUUUUACUUAUACUUGAUGCAAAGACGUUCAAAGAACUUGGUCGUGCUUCAGUUAGUGUUGAUGUGCAUCUUGAUCUGCAUGGUAUCUUCAUCCCUGAAGAGGAGCUGCAAGCAAAAAAAAACCCUACAGUCUCUGGAGGAGAGUAGUAGCUGAUUAGAACUGCUGCUUUCAAGUAAAGUUGCUAAUGAGGCAGAAUUUAAAAGCAAGUGACCUCUGGCCCACAUAACUACCAUUUCUGUGGAUUUCUAGCAUUAGAACUCAAUGCAAAUUGAAACCUGCAAAGUGCAACGAUCAAGAGAAUUAUCUGAUAGAAUUUCUUAAUCAAGGAUGGGCUCAGUGAUCAAAGUAUAACCAGUUGAGUUAGAUUAACAAUCAAAAAUAACUUUGUAUCAUCAUGGAAUUGUGGAAUAGAUUUGAGGUCAAUUGGUAGGUUAAAAAUGGGACUGGAUUGAUGUUUGGAGGACAAAGAUUAGAGUUUUUUAUGAUAUUAAAGCACUUUGAACAAUUAUUGAUAAGGAUUUUAGUAGAAGAUCAACAGCUCCCAGAGAAUCUUAGACUUUUAUGGUACAAAAGAAGGCCAUUCAACCCAUUAUGUCUGUACUGGCUUUUUAAAGUGCUACCCAGCUGGUCCCAUUCUCUAGUCCUAACGCCUCUAAAUUUAUCACUUGCAAAUAUAUGUCCAGCUCUCUUUUGAAACCUCCUAUGAAAUCUGCUCCCACCACUCUCCCAGACAGUGCAUUACAAAUCUGAACAACUUUCCGAAUAAAGAAGUUUCUCCUCAUCUCACUCCUAGCUCUCUUGCUGACAAUAUUGAAAUCGUGGCUUCUUGUUACUGGCAUACCAACUAGCAGAAACAGAAUAUCCUUCUUUACCCCUGUUUGAAUUGUUCAUAAUUUGACCUCCUCAAUAAGGUCACCUCUUAAUAUUCUCUGCUCCCAGGAGAAUAAGGCCAGUUUCUCUAAUCUUUCUUGUAUGUAAAAUCCCUCAUUUCUGGUAUCAUUCUAGUAAAUCUCCUUUGAACUCUCUCCAGGGCUAUAACUUUCUUCCUUUAAAUAAGAUGCCCAGAACUGAACACAAUACACCAUAUGCGGUCUGACCAAUAAUUUGUAGAGAUAUAACAUCACUUCCUUGCUUUUAUACUCUGUGUCUCUAUUUAUGACCUCGAUCCUGUAUGAUUUCUUAAAAUCUUUAUCAACUUGCUUGAUUAUAACAUCUACCUGAUAAUUGAAACAUUGUUAAGUGACUAACGACUUGAAUGCUGUAUCUUUUAUCUGCAUUUUGCAGAGAAUCAUGCACAUGAAUCCUAAGGAGCCUCUGCUCCUAUACUCCCCUCCAAAUUGCUCCAUCGAGCCUGCAUUAUCUCUCUCUGUUUCUUGUAUUCACAAUUCUCCACACUGAAAUUCAUCUGCCAGGUAUCUGCCCAUUUAGCUAACUUGUCAAUGUCCAACUGAAGUCGCUCAGCGUCAUCCUCACAAUUCAUUAUUCUCCCUAGCUUAGUAUCAUCUGCAAAUUGAGAUUUUGCCCUCAAUACUCCUCUCCAAAUAAGUAUAUGUAAGUCAGAAAAAGCAUGGGUCCUAACAAUGACCCUUGAUGUGUCUUCAGUCUGAAGAACUCCCAUCUAUACCUAUCCUCUUUUUCUUUUGUCUUUUUAUUUAGCCAUCAUAAGCCAUGUGGCCAAGGAUCCAUCAAUCCCAAAUGUUUCUAAGUUGCUUACCAAUCUUAUCUUUUUUUAAAUAUAGAAUUCCGACAGUGGAAAUAGGCCACUUGGUCCAACAAGUCCACACCACCCCUCUGAAGAGCAUCCCAUCCACACCCACCUUCUCUAUCCUCUCCCUGUAAGCUUGCAUUUCCCAUGGCUAAUU